AUGCCCUCCAUAAGCACAUCGCAGUUGUACCCUUCCUAUGCAAGCUCCACAAAGCAUAAGAAGACCGGAUCUACCAUGGCCUCCAACGACACAUCAAAAUCAGACUCUUCAACAAGCUCCAAAAAGUUUUCAGAUUCCCUGAACAACCUCCCAAAGCACAGUCCGCUGCAGGGUUAUCGCGAUACCAGACCAACAGAUGACACUUGGAGCCAAUUUACCGCGCGAACGUCCAGCACAUCUGCCCUUGGGGACCCCAGGCGAUGA
Molecule: messenger RNA, 264 nt
Organism: Letharia columbiana
Lineage: Eukaryota; Fungi; Ascomycota; Lecanoromycetes; Lecanorales; Parmeliaceae
Exons: 2
Coding region: 1-264 (87 amino acids)
Source: RefSeq, a predicted model, not a curated record